GUCUUGUAUUGAUAUUUUCAGUUAUUAUACAGACAAUAUUCUUACCUUUUAAUUGCUUUAUGAGGAAUAAAAGCCUUUGGAGUCUUACUGGACCUCGACUGGUUUUGCUUUGUAGUGGAUUAAGGUCUUUUAUCGGUCUAUUUUUGUAUGUCCUUUAUUGACAGGAGGCUAACUUACAACCCGGAGUGAUAAGGCUGCAGUAUGGUCUAAGGAUUUGUCCCAAUCAUUGGGACAACACAUCUGUCGGCUGCUUGCUAUAAUCGCCACAGAUAGCUAGAGCUACAAGGAGCUUUUUUUUUAUACCGGAAGUAAAGCUGAGGUCGUCAUGGGGAGCAAAGUCAGCUCCAAAAUGUCUGCUCCCGCUGCCCGAGUUAUACAGGCUGUUCGGCCUCACGCUCCUCUGAUCAAGUUCCCCAAAAGACAAGGCAUCCCCAAGCCCAAUGCCCAAGAGGCGUUGAAAACGUUAGCAGUUAACCUCCCAGCACACGACACUCCAGGUUCCCCUUCAGCUGCAGCGCCGCCUCCAUUAUCAAGACCUCAUGUACCUUUGACCCCAAUCCCAGGCACGCCAGACACCCUGGCCUCUAUUCAGCAACUAACUGCAAGGUACCGCAGGAGACCGUUGACAGUGGAUGAAAUGGACUACAUCCAGCGCGGUGGACCAGAGUGACAUGAAAGUCACUGCAACCAAAGUCCUUAUCUGUUGGAGAUCAGUGUGUGUCUUUAAUUCUGUUCCUCAGCACAAGAGAACCUAAUGCCACAUGAGGCAUGAUGUAGAAUAAAGUAUUUCUUAAAUCCUGUUAAAAUGUACAUAUUUUUAUUUUUUAUUUAUUAAAUCUUAAUUGUAUUUCAAGCUCAUUCUGAAGGACAUCUUCAUUGUAUUACACACAGCAAAGCCAUAACGAUAGCUUCUAGGUUUUCCUUUCCUUAUUUAUUUCACUGCAAUUAUUCCUUAGAUUUCUUGUUUUUGUUAAACCUUAGUCUUAACAUUAUACCAGCUUAAAGGUGGGGUAUGUGAUUCUAAUCCAAAACACGUUUUUUUUUUUGUCAAAUUCAGCGAAUAUCACUGUCUGGAGCCGGUUUGCUGGUGGGAAACCGUCUCGUCCUCUCUGCAUGUUAGCUUAGCAGCAACUGUAGUGACAGUUUUCUAACCCACAACCUAGCAACGAGUAACGUUAGUUACAUUACCUGCUGUGUCGUGGUUUGCUCUCCAUCAUGAUAUUUGUCGUGGUAUUGGAUUUCUCCAGAAUCACAUACCCCACCUUUUAACUCAACAUUUUUCUGGGUUUUAAUGUUGUCAUGCAAUUUGUUUGAGCUUAAUUUGCAAUAAUACCACCAUACCCAAAUCCAAGAACAAGGCUCUGCUACAUAGAAGAAAAAUAUCGGAAGGUUUGUUUGUUUUUCAUGCCUUUCACUGCAAUACACGGAGCGUUUUUUUGGAGCUAAACAAGGCCAAGGAGAUGCUGGAUAUCAAGUUGCAAUAGUACUGAGUGAAAUGAGUUCAUGUGAACUACUGGAUUUAAAUGAUUAAAAGAAAUAUUGUAUUUUGA
This is a messenger RNA of Siniperca chuatsi (mandarin fish), 1550 nucleotides long. It is a transcript of the gene kgd4, whose product is annotated as mitochondrial ribosomal protein S36. Gene Ontology annotation, biological process: 2-oxoglutarate metabolic process. The transcript has 5 exons. Lineage: Eukaryota; Metazoa; Chordata; Actinopteri; Centrarchiformes; Sinipercidae. Bases 326 to 670 code for a protein of 114 amino acids. The record is from RefSeq and is a predicted model, not a curated record.